GCUGGCGUCCAGUCUCAAACAGAACGUUCCACAGUCAUGUGACCCACUUCACUUCCUGUUUCCGGAGCCAUGCGAUUGUACGGAGGAAAAGCCAACAUGUGAAGUGACGGUUGUUUUUCCAAACUUGUACUGUUUUGUGGACAUACAUGGCGUUUACAGGGGCGUAUUCCUUUGAUGUGUCAGGGGGUAAGGUGGAAGAGAUUGCGAAACGAUGGUCCGACAUUCCUGUCAGUCAGAAGAGAGAAACGCUGUACUUGGCCAACCUACAUGCAUUCUGGUCCGACAUUCUACAUCCAUUGUGGAAGAUCAAGGGUUUGACGCCAUGGGGGGAACUGAUGCACUCUCUGGACCUCAGUGACAACAAUUACUUGAAUUUGAAAGGUAUAUAUAGGAUAGAAAUCCUGGAAUCCAUUCUCAUGGCUGUAUCACAGGGAUGCUUGUCUGAAGACUCAACAAAAUGGUUGAUUUUACUGGGUACCAAGUUUGAUAUGGGAGUGGGCUCUCUUGAUGAGGCUGUCCAUUGGCUGCAAAAGGCAGGGGAGCCUGACAUCACCUCGCAGAUCCAGAAACUGGGCUCCAAGAACGACUGUACUGAGACCCUCUCAUUUGUCUGCAGAAAUUCCGUCUACUACUUGCGAGCCAGAGUGUUUUUCGGUGAGCCGGUUCUUCAGGAGUGGACAUUGGUCCAGCCACGUGACAGACAAGAAAGUGAAAAGAGGAAAAACAAAGGGAAUACAUUUUUUCAGAAAGGAGACAUGAGUGCCGCUGUGGAAUGGUACACUAGAGCCAUCGAGUUUAACCCCGAAAACCACAUUCUCUAUGGGAAUAGAUCACUUUGUUUUUUACGCUGUAAAGAAUAUUUGAAAGCAGCUAGCGAUGGGAAGCGUGCUAUCGUCAUCAGGCCGAACUGGCCAAAGGGCCACUACCGCUUCUGUGACGCCCUCUUUGCCCUCGGCGAGCACCAGAAGGCUGUGCAGGCCAAUCUGAGAGCCAUCUUUCUGUGCAGCGAGGAUCCGGAGGGCGUCCGCGACCUGGACCAGCAGAAGUGCCGCUUCCAGAUAGACAUAGCCAUGAUGGAGGAGCUCCGAGCUGCUGGUAAGCGGAAGAAAAUGAAACCAAAAAGAGAUGCUAGCAGGAGAACCGAUACCCAAGUUAAAAUGGAUCCAGAGAGUCUACAUGAUACAAACCCCCCUAAUAAAGCAGAACCUCACAUAAACUCCAGUGCCUCAAAAAACCAGGAAUUGGAUGAGAGUGCCUGCAGGAAUUCUGACUCCGGUGAAGCAGGUACUGGCAUGCAAAUGGAUGACAGCACUGAAACAGGCGCCAAAAAAGAAACGACUGAGAAGAUGCAAAAAAAAGACCCCCACAUUCAGGACAAAACAAAACCCAAAAACCGACACCAAGGAACGCACAAAAAGACCAAGGCAGAAGCUUCGUCUGGAGACCUGGUGGGACAGUUUAAGUCAGUGGUUCACGAUGCCCAUUCAGCUCUGAAGGACCAGCGCUGUCGCAACGCGGAGGUGGCCUUCUCACAGGCCCUGAUUUUAGUAGAGACGGCACCUUCCCAGGAGCUGUGCAUCUCACAUCUUGACAAACUGAUAUUGACCUAUGGCCACACUACCGCCCUCCUGGAAAUUGGACAACCAGAGGAAUUGGCUCAAGCUAAAAAGCAAUUCAACAAGAUUAAGGAUGAUGCAGGAAGGGAAUUUCAGUGUUUGGUAUACUAUGGAAUGGGAAAAGUGCUAUUUAAAGAGAACAGGUUUUCCGAAGCUUUAGAUGAGUUUAAUAAAGCCUUACUCAUGGUUAAACGACAGAUCGUACCUGGGAAAUUAACCUGGCCCACAACAACGAUUACAGUCCAGGAAACCCAUACGGAUUAUUUAAAGGAUCGUAUGGAGGAGUACAUAGAGAUGUGCAAGUUUCCUCCAAGGCCAGAUGCAAUUUGUCGACAUCAGACAUGUUUGGUUAUUUCAAAAAUUGAGAUCUACUUCACGGACUCAGAUUUCAAGGGGUUCAUCAGACUUGUGUGCUGUCAAAGCUGCAACGUAGAGUUUCACAUUAGCUGCUGGAAGAAACUCAAAGCCACUUCGUUCAGUGACAAGACUGAUAAGGAAUUCCUCCAGCUGCCAUGUUUCACUCCAGAUUGUGUCGGAAACAUCUGCCAGAUUGUGAUUUUUGGUGCGACCGGUCUGGUGAAAUGCGAGUUUGAGUCUUCUGUUGCAAAAAGCACAGCUCCCGUCAAACAGAAGGUCAAACAGAAGUGUACGAGCCUGAAAAAGGUGAAAUCGAAGGAGGAGCGGAGGCUGAAGAGAAAACAGCACAGACAGGCAGAGUUUCUGACUAAGCAGAGAGCCAGUGAAGAGAGAUCCUCACAAGAGGAUAGCAAAUCGGAAGAUGGCCACCAAAAGAAAGCGCCACCCCAGACCUGGCUGACGUCUGGUGACCGGGUUCUCCACCAGAUAAAUGAGAACAGGCAGCUGUUUAAAGGCGAGAGCCCCGAUAUUUCCGUGUUCGCGGGAAGCCUUCGACCCUGGAUAGAUUUCAACGCAAAUAAGGAACAAGCGAAUACGGUAGCUGCCUGGAAGGUGCCGGAGACUCUGGAAGAUGCAGUGAAUCUGGUGCUGGAGAGGAAGAACAGGGUUUGGGCCCGAGUGUUCAUCCAGGCCCUGAGCAGGGCUGCCGGCGUGAGCCAGAAGCUGGCUGAGUGGGCGGCCCUGCUGAACGGUGCAGGCUUGGAGGCGGCGCGGGAGUUCAUAGAGCGGCACGCAGAACACCUGGAGGAACUGGACCUGGCCCCUCUCCUGGCCUUUCAGCCACUGCGCGACGCCAUCAUGGAGAAGACCGGAGAUCUGCCCAGUUUGCUUGUGGGAGCCGCCACCACCGUGACAGGCUGCCUGAGGGCUGCCGGAGAUCUCGAGGUUAUGCGUCUCUUCAUCUGGGUCCUAGAGGAGAACAGGGAGAAGUUUGUUUCCUGCCAUCAGGUGCUUAAUACGUUUUUUGAGAUGGACUGCCUUUGUGUAGUGAAUAAAAAGAUGGAGAAUGAAAAUCAAAUUGUAAGUAUAUCUGUCUACACUGAACUGGGAGGUCACAUUUACCAGUCACUGAGCCAGGAAACUGCCAGAAGGGGGAAUUCAUGGACUAACUAUAGUGAGGACAAUGGAAACAAGCAGAUCUCUUGCUCUUGCUCUUGUUUGAUUUGUUCAUUUGUUUUACAGAAUUCUUCUAUUAAGAGUAAGAACAGAAAUAGAAAAAAGAAACAAAAAGAAUCAAAGUCUAUAAUGGUAUUUCCUGGAUCAAGAGGAGGAACUCUAAGAGAGGAGGAUGAAGAUUUAUUCUUUGAAGAAGAUUCUCUAGGACUUUUAGACAGUAAUUAUCCCUUUUUUGUGCCCGAACACCUUCGCCCUCAACUAGAAGAAUUUGAAGGACAGUAUAAUAAUAAUCGAUUCAAGACAAUUUUGGACAACAAUAUUAGAACAGAUCCUACUAAGGAGAAUUUAUAUGACUAUUUUGCUCAGAUCCUGGAGGAACAUGGUCCUUUAGAUGUCCACGACCCACUACUUGUGGGAGAGUUGGAUAAUUUCCCCUGGGAGGCACGACUGUUGAUUCAGGAGUCAGGCGGGCUAGAGGGCUUCCUCCUUGGGUCCUUACGGUUCUCGACAAACGGCACUCUGGUUGGUCUGACGACACAUGCGUCUUCGUUCCUGGACCAGAGAGAAGAGCCUGUAGUUGACAACUUGUGCCCCUUGCCCACCUAUCAAGAGGACAGUAACAUCAGAGGCCCAACCCUAAACCCAUCUGCCAAAGAAUUUACACCCUUAUACUCUGAAAUCUAUACAUAUCUUCCUGGUGAACCUGCAGUCUUUGAUCAAGGGAUUAAUGCUAUAAAUGUCAGUGGCACGUAUAAUGGAGAUAUUUCAGAGGGUUUUGCAUAUCCAGUUUACUCUGAAAUGUAUAUUAAUGAGACUUUUAGUAAUGUAGAAUGUAUAGCUGCCUCAGAGACCAACCAACAUGCUAAGAAAACUUGGAUGAGAAGUGUACCGGUACAGACGUUUAGUAAAAGUAAAGAUGCUGUUUUGGUUAACACAGAACCAUAUGAGCCAUUUGAAAGGGAUAAAGGAGACAUGAUUAAAAAAGAAAAAUAUAUCAGUCAGCUUCAAAAGCAAAUAAUGCAAGCAGAAGAGGGUUAUACAAAAGGGAGGCAGUUGAGAAAGGAGCGCAUCUCAUCUCUGGAAGAGGAGCUGAUGGAGAUUAAUCAGAACAUCGAGAUCGGCAACAAGGAGCUGGAUAUAUUCCACAAGAGACUGGAGGAGGAGGUGCGGAAGGACCAGCAGGAGAAAAAGGUCAACCAGGAGACGCUGAAGGCCUUGAAGAACGAGCUCAAGGAGCUGGCGGCGGCGCGGGAGACCCUUUUAAAAAAUAUUAAAGAGAAGAGAAUGGAGUAUGAACAACAGUUCAGUGAGAUCUUGGACGAGAGGAACCAGUCUGAGGCUGAGAAACUGAGUGUGGAAGAUGAGGUGAAGCGGUACCAGGAACUAUGUGCACGUGCAGCCGCAAGGUCACUGGCGGCUGAGGUGACCAUGCUGGACUGCCGACGUCAGUGCGGCCUCCAGGGCUUGUACAGAUACGUAUCGGAGAAAGAGGCCGUCCUCACCCACCUGAAGGAGGUGGGCUGCAGGGCCAAAUCACCCGAAGUUAGCAAAGCUCUGAACGCCUGGCAGGAAGUUCUGCAGGAUGCAAAGGACAAAAUCCUCAGGACCGAGGCCAACUACAAGGAGCAGAUGGAGCAGCUGCAGAAGGGAACCAGACUCUCCAGUCUGCCUCCGGUGUCUGUGCCCUCCCCUCUGCCGACCCCAGCUCUGCCGCCCUUCGCCAGCCAGGGAUCCGCUGUUCGCUACCCGAGUCCACGGCUCCCAUCAGCCGCUACACAUGUCACCCUGCCGCCAGUGAGACUGCAGCCCGUGCACAGAGGGUCUCGACCCCCGACCGCCGUGGCCCCCCCGCAACCUGACCCCUUCCAGGGCAGAAGUGGCUUGCAUCCCGACAUUCCAGUCAGUCCAUGGGAUGGUACCCAGGGUGUGAGCCUGGGGCAGCAGCCGCAGGUUCCCAGGGCCGGCCCCCAGCAUCCGGCAACUGUCUUCGAGAAAAUCAUUGACCAGCUAGUCGUAAUGUUCCCCCACUAUAGCAGACCCGUGCUAAGCAGGUUCAUCCAGGAGGUGCGCUCUGCCAAUGGGGGUUAUCUGAACACCCUUACCUAUGACGUAAUCAUCAACAGAGUGGUUCAGAAGAUUCUAGACUAUCAGGAAAACACCAGGGAACAGAUGAGCGCCACGCACGGCCUGGGAGUCCGAGAGUUUCUGCCAGGGUGUCGGUCCCCAACGCCAAGGUGCGAGUCACCAGUAUCUGGCAGGUCCUCCACUGCACCCCCGCGGGCCUGGAAGAGCAUGGAGAUGCAUAAGCGGCCUGGGUCUCAAGCGUUGAAUGUCGAAGAUCCCUGUAUCAUCUGCCACGAGGAGAUGUCCGCAGAGGACCUCUGUGUCCUGGAGUGUCGGCACAGCUUCCACAGAGAGUGCAUCAAGUCCUGGCUGAAUGAGCAGAUGACCUGCCCCACCUGCAGGGACCACACCCUCCUGCCAGAGGACUUUCCCCAACUUCCGGACAGGCCGCGGAGGGGCCCCCCCGCUGCCAACUCCUUUCACUUCUCCUGAUCUCUCUUCCUGUGCACUCCACAUAAGGGAAGUGACACGUGGUGGGAAAUAUCGUGACCAAAACAGUCAUGCACUUUUUUUUUUUAAAAUCUAAAGGAAAGGAAAUCCACUUACCUCCCCUCCCCCUCCUGUGCCUGUUUUUAAAAAACCCUCUGUAUUAACAUGCAGUGUCAAAUAAUCCAUGUUUUAAUGCUGUGGCGAUAAACAUCAGCAGUUACACUGCUAUGCUGAGGAUGUAGCUCCUUUUAUGUUUCCUUAAAUAUUAACAAGUUCACUUUAUCUUCAAGGUUUACAACAUAUGUGCUUCAUAGAAGAGCAGAGGAAGGGCGCGGUGUGCUGUGAGAUUUUAAUAUGCCGUAUAGCUUUAAGCUCUCAUGUACCAUUGUUUAUUUUUUUUUUCCUUUAUUAAAUUCAACGUGAAUUCCA
Molecule: messenger RNA, 6131 nt
Organism: Brienomyrus brachyistius
Lineage: Eukaryota; Metazoa; Chordata; Actinopteri; Osteoglossiformes; Mormyridae
Gene: ttc3
Product: tetratricopeptide repeat domain 3
Exons: 44
Coding region: 147-5705 (1852 amino acids)
Molecular function (GO): protein binding
Source: RefSeq, a predicted model, not a curated record